Messenger RNA from Lemur catta (Ring-tailed lemur), 2698 nucleotides. It is a transcript of the gene CSK, whose product is annotated as C-terminal Src kinase. NCBI's taxonomy places the organism in Eukaryota, Metazoa, Chordata, Mammalia, Primates, Lemuridae. The record is from RefSeq and is a predicted model, not a curated record. Gene Ontology annotation, biological process: adherens junction organization; protein phosphorylation; regulation of Fc receptor mediated stimulatory signaling pathway. The transcript is spliced from 13 exons. The coding region runs from base 721 to 2073 and encodes 450 amino acids. Gene Ontology annotation, molecular function: protein tyrosine kinase activity; protein binding; ATP binding.
GCGCUGCCGCGGGCGGAGGAUCCGGGCCGCGCUUCCUCUCGCCAGGCCUGCGAGCUUCCUCCCCGCGGAGCCCCGGGCGAGCCGAGGUUGGCUGCGACGCCGAGCCCGCCGCCGCGCUCCCGCUGCCGCCCCACCCCGCACCCUGCCCCGGGGUCCUGCCGGGGCGGGGUCCGAGCGGGGCGACCGUCCGGCCGCGCCGCUGUCGGGGCAGUGCCCGGCCAGCCGUCCCUCCCGCCCCAGCCAGCCUUGGCCGCCGGAGCCUCUGGGGCGUGGAGCGCGGGGAGCCCCGCAGCCCCGGAUCGAGCGUCCGGGGCGGCCCCUGGCAGCCGGCGCGACGUUCCAAAAUCGAACCUUGGUGGCGGCCGUUCGGAAGCGGAACUCUGCCGGGGCCGCGCCGGCUACAUUGUUUCCUCCCCCCGACUCCCUCCCGCCCCCCUUCCCCCGCCUUUCUUCCCUCCCCGACCCGGGCCGCGCGGCCAUCCCCCUGCCUCUGUCUGGCCGGCCCUCCUCCCCUCUUUCCGCACCCAUACCUCUUUGUACCGCACCCCCUGGGGACCCCUGCGCCCCUCCCCUCCCCCCUGGCCGCAUGGACCGUCCCGCAGGCCGCUGAUGCCGCCUGCGGCGAGGUGGCCCGGACCGCAGCGCCCCAAGAGAGCUCUAAUGGUACCAAGUGACAGGUCGGCUUUCCUGUGACACGGGGACGCCAGAGCUCCUGAGAAGAUGUCGGCAAUACAGGCCGCCUGGCCAUCCGGUACAGAAUGUAUUGCCAAGUACAACUUCCACGGCACCGCCGAGCAGGACCUGCCCUUCUGCAAAGGAGAUGUGCUCACCAUUGUGGCCGUCACCAAGGACCCCAACUGGUACAAAGCCAAGAACAAGGUGGGCCGUGAAGGCAUCAUCCCAGCCAACUACGUGCAGAAGCGGGAGGGCGUGAAGGCGGGUACCAAACUCAGCCUCAUGCCCUGGUUCCAUGGCAAGAUCACACGGGAGCAGGCCGAGCGGCUUCUGUACCCACCAGAGACGGGCCUGUUCCUGGUGCGGGAGAGCACCAACUACCCCGGGGACUACACGCUGUGCGUGAGCUGCGACGGCAAGGUGGAGCACUACCGCAUCAUGUACCACUCCAGCAAGCUCAGCAUCGACGAGGAGGUGUACUUCGAGAACCUCAUGCAGCUGGUGGAGCACUACACCUCAGACGCAGAUGGACUCUGUACUCGCCUCAUCAAACCAAAGGUCAUGGAGGGCACCGUGGCGGCCCAGGAUGAAUUCUACCGCAGUGGCUGGGCACUGAACAUGAAGGAACUGAAGUUGCUGCAGACCAUCGGGAAGGGGGAGUUUGGAGACGUGAUGCUGGGCGAUUACCGAGGGAACAAAGUCGCCGUCAAGUGCAUUAAGAAUGACGCCACCGCCCAGGCCUUCCUGGCUGAAGCGUCGGUCAUGACGCAACUUCGGCACAGCAACCUGGUGCAGCUCCUGGGUGUGAUCGUGGAGGAGAAGGGCGGGCUCUACAUCGUCACUGAGUACAUGGCCAAGGGGAGCCUGGUGGACUAUCUGCGGUCUCGGGGUCGGUCAGUGCUGGGCGGAGACUGUCUCCUCAAGUUUUCACUAGACGUCUGCGAGGCCAUGGAAUACCUAGAGGGCAACAACUUUGUGCACCGGGACCUGGCUGCCCGCAACGUGCUGGUAUCUGAGGACAACGUAGCCAAGGUCAGCGACUUCGGCCUCACCAAGGAGGCUUCCAGCACCCAGGACACAGGCAAACUGCCGGUCAAGUGGACCGCCCCUGAGGCCCUGAGAGAGAAGAAAUUCUCCACCAAGUCUGAUGUGUGGAGUUUCGGAAUCCUUCUCUGGGAGAUCUACUCCUUCGGGCGAGUGCCUUAUCCGAGAAUUCCCUUGAAGGACGUCGUCCCUCGGGUGGAGAAGGGCUACAAGAUGGACGCCCCUGACGGCUGCCCGCCCGCAGUCUACGAGGUCAUGAAGAACUGCUGGCACCUGGAUGCCGCCACGCGGCCCUCCUUCCUGCAGCUUCGCGAGCAGCUCGAGCGCAUCAAAACCCACGAGCUGCGCCUGUGACCGCCGGCCUCUGCCCAGGUCAUGGGCCUGUGGGGACUGAACCUGGAAGAUCGUGGACCUGGUGCCCCUGCUUGCUGGGACCGACCCUGAACUGAGCCCCAGCGGGCUGGCGGGCCUGUCCCUCUGUCCCGGCCCGCGCCCCUCUGGCCCCUUCUCACAGACCCUCGCACUGGGCUUGGGGAGCCCGCCGAGGGGCCGUAGGGGCUGGAGGGCGGGAGGCAGUGCCCACCAGGCCGGGCUUCCCCGGCCUCCCAUCACUCGCCUUCUUAGAGUUUUAUCCCUUCCCUUUUUUGAGAUUUUUUUCCGUGUGUUAUUUUUUAUUAUUUUUCAAGAUAAGGAGAAAGAAAGUACCCAGCAAAUGGGCAUUUUACAAGAAGUACGAAUCUUAUUUUUCCUGUCCUGCCCGUGAGGGUUGGGGGGACCCAUCGCCCCAGCCUCGUCCCCCAUUCCGUGUUUCGUGUCCCGUGUCGCCUCGGUCGCCCGUGUUUGCGCUUGACCAUGUUGCACUGUUUGCAUGCGCCCGAGGCAGACGUCUGUCAGGGGCUUGGACUUCAUGUGCCGCUGCCACCCGCCCACCUGCCUUGUGAGACGGAAUUGUAAUAAACCACUCCAUGAGGACACCGCC